AUGAUCCUCCUCAGCCUAAUUUGCCCCUCACAUGCUCCCCACAACACCACCCCAGUUGAUCCAGCAUUCGCUGCAGCCAUGAGGCGUUCCAAGGUUUUCUUCGCCCUGCUCGCGCUCUCGCUGCUCGUAUCCCUCGCGCUGGCGCCGCAGUGCCGCGCGAAUGAGAUCGACGCGGAAGGCGACGCCGACGACGUCAAAGACUUGUCGGACGCCGCCAUUUCCGCCGACGCGGCUCCGCCUCCCGGUCUCGUGGGCAAACUGCUGGGCGCGAGCAGGCGGUUCCUGUAUUCGCCGCGCAUGCUGUCGUGCAAGUCUGACUGCAAGGAGAAGAACAAGAAGUGCAACACGGAUUACAGCGAGUGCAAGCGCGAGAACAAGGACGACAAGCAUGACCACCACAAGAAGUGCACCAAGAAGUACAAGAAGUGCAAGAAGAAGAUCAAGAAGUGCCGCUCCAAGUGCGACUAG
Molecule: messenger RNA, 468 nt
Organism: Closterium sp. Yama58-4
Lineage: Eukaryota; Viridiplantae; Streptophyta; Zygnematophyceae; Desmidiales; Closteriaceae
Source: the annotation of a GenBank genome assembly